Pseudonaja textilis is the source of this 2676-nucleotide messenger RNA. RefSeq names its product Y+L amino acid transporter 2-like. Lineage: Eukaryota; Metazoa; Chordata; Lepidosauria; Squamata; Elapidae. Gene Ontology annotation, biological process: amino acid transmembrane transport. Gene Ontology annotation, molecular function: L-amino acid transmembrane transporter activity. Gene Ontology annotation, cellular component: membrane. The record is from RefSeq and is a predicted model, not a curated record.
AAGGGGGAAGAGAAAGAGCAAAGAGGCUAUUCAUAUUCAUAUCAGUUUCCACUCUGCAUCAAGCAGCUGCUUGCUCUAUUGCUUACUUAGAGUGAGAUCACUAUUCCGUUUCUGAAGUUACAGCCGCUUUCCCUCUAAAGUACGGAAGAUAUUGUUCAUGGGUGAGCCUUCAUAUUACUCCUUUUUACCCUUAACAACUAAUUUCAGGUAAUGAUUAACUGAAGAUGACGGGUCCUUGGACAACAUGUUGCAAUAAAAAACAUAAACCCAAGAAUGAAUUACAGGAGUUGGACUCAGUGGCAGAGAACAAGAAGGAAAAAAUGCAAAUGAAACAAGAAAUCAGCUUGCUUAAUGGCAUUUCUUUAAUUGUAGGGAACAUGAUUGGAUCCGGAAUAUUUGUAUCACCCAAGGGUGUGUUGAUGUAUAGCGGCUCGUAUGGACUUGCACUUUUCCUUUGGGCCAUUGGUGGGAUCUUCUCUUUGUUUGGAGCAUUGUGUUAUGCUGAACUGGGGACAUCCAUCCUUAAAUCAGGAGCAAGCUAUGCCUAUAUCCUUGAAGCUUUUGGAGGAUUUAUAGCAUUUAUCAGACUGUGGUCUUCCUUGUUAAUCAUUGAACCUACCACUCAGGCAGUCAUAGCAAUUACUUUUGCUAAUUAUAUUGUUCAGCCAAUAUUUCCAUUUUGUGAGCCACCCUAUGGAGCAGUUAGGUUGAUUGCAGCAGCCUGCAUCUGCUCCCUGACUUUUAUUAAUUGUGUCAAUGUGAAGUGGGGAACCCGAGUACAGGAUCUUUUCACGUAUGCAAAAGUGAUGGCUCUUAUCAUGGUCAUAGCUGUGGGCCUUUAUAAAGUUAGUCAAGGAAAAACUGACAAUCUCAAGGAACCAUUUGAAGGUUCCACAACAAAUGCAGGAUUUGUUGCACUUGCUCUUUAUUCUGCUCUCUUUUCUUACUCUGGAUGGGAUACAUUGAAUUUUGUUACUGAAGAAAUGAAAAACCCAGAAAGAAACCUUCCACUUUCCAUUGCAAUAUCAAUGCCUAUAGUGACUAUUAUUUACUUGCUGACCAAUGUGGCCUACUAUGUCGUGUUGGACAUGUCUGCUCUCUUAGCAAGUGAUGCCGUGGCUGUGACAUUUGGUAAUGAAGCUCUUAGCCACGCUAAAUGGAUCAUCCCUAUUGCAGUGGCAAUGUCUUGUUAUGGAGGCUUAAACUCAUCAAUUAUUGCAGCUUCAAGACUUUUUUAUGUUGGAGCUAGAGAAGGACAUCUCCCUGAUAGCCUGAGCUUAAUUCAUAUAAAAUGUUUCACCCCUGUUCCUGCUCUUGUUUUUAAUGGGUUAAUGACUUUGGUUUAUCUCCUUGUGGAAGAUGUCUUUCUCCUGAUAAAUUACUACUGUUUCAGCUAUUGGUUCUUUGUCGGACUAUCCAUUGCAGGAUUAAUAUAUUUAAGGCAUAUCCAGCCAGAUAGACCAAGGCCCAUUAAACUCAGUCUCUUCUUUCCCAUUGUAUAUUGCAUAUGCACAGUUUUCCUUGUUAUAGUACCUCUGUAUAGUGAUACAAUCAAUUCUAUUAUUGGAAUUGGCAUUGCACUCUCUGGAAUUCCUGCUUACUUUUUGGGAGUUUAUUUACCAGUAGAAAAGAGACCUCGGUAUCUUCAUUGGCUUUCUGCUACCACUACACAGUAUGUUCAGAAGUUGUUCUGUUGCUGUCUGACAGACAUGGACACUGAAACAGAGACACUGGAAAGCAAAGCAAAGUAGACUAGUUUGGACAAUCACUAGACUUUACACAUCCAGACAGCUGGAAAUACUCCUUUGUGCUGUAGAACAAACCAAGAAAUGUAUGGCUGUACUGUGCAACAUUUUGCUGGAUUUUUUCCCCCAGACUAUUUUACUUUAUCCACCUUUUCUAUGUUGUUAUCAAUUUAAGAGAUUUUUGUUUAUAUCCCCCAUGGAUUGUUUUUAAAAUAAGCAGUCCAUUGUAUCAAAGCAAAUGCUAGGGAUUUAGAGUUUCCCAGAAAUAUGACAUAGAUAGCAACCAAAUAGAAAGGAAAAGUUAAAAUAAUGGCAGGAAGUCAAACUUAAAGACAUCAAAUUUCAGGUUCAUCCUUGGAAAUUCUAAGGCAUUCUCUUUUACAGAUGGAAGGUGUCCAAUUUAUUUGGUGGAUGAAUAUAAUUAGUCUGCAUCAGUGGAGUUCAUCUUGUGCCACUGAGUCAAAUCCAUGAAGGGUACCAGUGGAGACACUGUAUGUCUUUGUACUGGUGCCUAAUGUUUAGACACAAUAUUGAAACAUCAAAUGUUACUGUCACUGUUAUACCACAGUGUGCCUUUUCCCUUGCAAGAUUAAUAUAUUAUGAAAAAAUAUAAUUAGUAAAGAACCUUGCUGUUAGCAGCAUCUUCAGAAGAGGAAUGAGAGCUGUUGACAUAUCAGGAGUUCUAGUCGUGAUUCUGUAAAUAACAGUUAUGACACCAGUACCAGGCUAUCAGUGAGAACUAUGUAUGCCACACUAUCAUAUUUUCUUCUAAAUCUUCAAUUUUCUGCAAUAUUGUAAAAUACUGUAUCUGCAUGCAUCAAUCAACAUUUUUAUUUUCAUUCAGUCCAAAUGUUUUAUAUAUUUUUAAAAAAUGCAUGCUCUAUUGAUAGAUGACUGUCAAACUUACUUCAGUUUUGAAUAAACCUGAGUU